Molecule: messenger RNA, 4121 nt
Organism: Lolium perenne
Lineage: Eukaryota; Viridiplantae; Streptophyta; Magnoliopsida; Poales; Poaceae
Source: RefSeq, a predicted model, not a curated record
UCCGCACAGGCCGGCCCAUACCACGCGCGCCGCCUCCGCCUCCGCCUCAGCCUCAGCCUCGACCUCAACCGACGCACCAUCUUCGGCUUGUAUAGGAACCAGAUCUACGAGCACGAGGAUGUCUGGAACCAGAUCUAAGAGUACGAGGAUGACUGGAACCAGACCUUCUUGGAAUUACAAUCUGCCGGAGAAGCCUAAGCCCAAUCUGCCGGAGAAGCCUAAGCUCAAUUUGCCGGAGAAGCCUAAGCAGCACCUUUACCUUGUGUUUGAUGACUGGAACUCUGGAUACUCCAUCCGCAAGGUGAGCUUGUCGCGCCGCUCAGGCAAAGGAUCUGAGCAAUCGUCCGAUUCAGGAGAAGACUCUGAGCAGUCCGGCUUAAAGCCCUUCCCAGCUUUCAUGCGCAUCCAGGCGAUGCGUGGGCUUCCCAAUAUGUUCACGUCAGCCUUUGGCACCAAGAUCAUGGCGAUGCAAACAUCUCGUGAUGUGAUGGCGGGAAUCCCAACUAUCGACGUCCAGGAUCUUACCAUCUCCUCUGAACCUCCACCAAACUUUCCGUAUUAUCCAGUCUACAUCCCCGUCAGUGAUGAUAGGCUCUAUGCUCUGGAUAUUGGCUCAUUUGAACUCCUCCAGAAGCCAGAACCGAGUGGAGUGUGGAUGUGGAAUAUACUCAGUUGUCCUCCAUUCUCACUUUCAGCUGUCUCCUCCUACGCCGUGCGACCCGAUGGAUGCAUCCUCGUCAGUAUCGACACUGUUGGCACCUUCAUCUUGGACACCAAGGAGCAUGUGUGGAAACUAUGUGGUCGUUGGGUGUUCCCCUUCACCGGCCAUGGACACUAUGACACCUCCCUGGAUGGCUUUGUUGGUCUCCCCAAAGACCCGGAGAAACUUGGGUACCUCUGCUGCUGCACCAUGGCCAGCACCACGACUAGCCAAGGAUUGCAGUAUUCCUACACCAAGACGAAGGUGUACAACAGGGACCUAGCUGAGGGGCAGCAGCAUGUAAGUGCCACCCUUGUGCACAUGCGCCAGGGCAAAUUCUGCCUUGUGGAGUGUGUCUGCACUGAUGACACACAGACUGAUCAGGAUGAUGUGCCCGUGGUGCUGCUGGGGCCUGAUUCGGAUGAUUUUAUUGGAGGCGGGCCCCAAGGUGGUCGUUUUAUGUAUCGUUUGAAAACCUUCUCCCUCAGUUAUGACACGAAUAGAGACCUCAAGCUUAGACACUGCAAGGUUCGUUGCUACAGCCUGCCUCAUGAAGCAAGAAUUGGUUCCAUCCGUCAGGAUCCAGUGGCAUUUUGGCUGUGAAAUGACAUGCUAAAAUCAUGAGAUAAAUUAGUUCCUAUGUUUUCAGCUUCAAUGUUUUAGUUUGGUGUAAUCUCAAACUGUGUUAUUCGUGGAUCCUGUGCUGAUGUGUCUCUAUGUGGUCACUCGGCUUUGUUUUUUCAGUAUAUAUGUAUAAGUCAGUGACUAAUUCAGUUAGGGGCUUUGCAAUUGCUCUGUUAUCACUUUCUAGUAGAUAACUGCUUUUUAUGAGAUGUAUGGAGAAGGCUAGCCUCCAGGUCCAUGUAAUGACAGACAAUUGGUCUAUAACUUAACCUGCAAAGUCACCUUUGAUUAUGGUUCAUAACUUCACCUGCAAAGUCACCUUUUAUGAUAAGGAUACAUAAUUUCCAUGUCCCAAUACGGAUGUUUUCAGUUUUCAGUUAAACAUAUGUUCUCUUCAUAUACGGAUGAACCCUCAGCCUUUUGUACUUUGAUGCACAUUUUGUUCAGAUUAAUUGAUUCAAUAUAAAUCAUGUUUGGUCCUUGGAUGAGUUUGAGUUUUCUAAAUUGUAGCAUUGAAUAAUCCAGAAGCAUGGAUGCACCUUGUCUAGUUUGAUUUUGUUGUUAUUUCUUCUGCUGGCUCAUUGAAGUUUAUUAGUACCUGUGUUCUUUCAAGUAUCCUAUGCAUUCGCAUAUUUCUAAUGAUAUUUGGUUGAGUAAGCCAUACAAAGGGAAAUGGUUGUGUAUUCCAUAGGUUUAGUGCACUGCCUUUAAUUAUUUAACCUUAGCAACAUUUACUGCUCUCUUUUCAUAGACUUACUGCAUAUACUUCUCCCCACUGUUUCUGCUGCUUGAACAUAACGCUUCUUUGUAAUGACCUAAUCUUUCAUUUCCUAAGUUUUAAAAUUUUCUGUUUUUAAUUUGUUCAGUUCUUAUGUAAUGUGCUUCUGAUUUUUAUUUUGUUUCUUCUGAUAUUUUGAUAUGUUCAUUCUUAAAUUUGCUCUUCAUUUUUCAGUCGGCACCUUUUUUUAAUUCUUUCUUUCUACAACAGCGCCAAAGGUAUCAAAACCAAAGGCAUUAAUUUUGUGCUUUAGAUUUUCUCAGUAUUUCAGUAAUUCAUUUUUGUCUUUCUGCACUGCUUGUCAUAGCUCAUUUUCUGUCUUUACUGUUUUGUAUUUCAGGUUAUCAGUUUUCUCUUCAAUCAUUAUAUGAUUAUGUCAUAUUUCUUCAGUCAUUGUUUGUUACUUAUGUAGAGAGAAUAAAGUUGGUCAGAGAUGUGUGGUGGCAUAGCAGCAGUUGAUUUCAUCGAUGAUCAGAUGUUUAUCUCAUUUGCAUUCAUUUUUUAGUAUUUUCUGUUUCUCAUGCUCACUUUUUCAUGAAUGGACUGUGCGUACUAGAUUGAUAGUUAGAAUCUCUUCUUGUACCACUCCAUGAGCUGGUGUUACCGUCGGUGAUGAUGCUUGGCUGCUGGUGGAAUAUGACUGUCGGUGGCGGUGCUUGUCUGCUGGAGGAAUAUGCCACUCUCUGAACCUUAUUGAGAAAUUAGUGUAGGAGUUUGUUUUCUAGAAGUUUUUAUAUCCAGAUUUGGAAGUUUUACUAUCUUAUAUUUUUCAGGGAUCUGUUGCCUGGCAUGUUCGAUGGACUGUCCAAAGUUCAAAUGUUUCUUCGUUCAGUUUUUAUUUCUUCUUCAGUUACUUUAGUCUUCAGUAGGUGAUUCUCUCUUCUAUCAGCGUGUCUCACUUUCAUUUUAUAGUAUCAUGAGUGUUUUUAUUAGUUUUCAGUUUCAAGUAACCAUUUUAGUCCAUGUUAGUCCUUCUAGUGACGCCAAGUUUCUUCUGUGUAUCUUUCUUGAGUCCUCAUUCUCUCAUGCAGUGUAUUUUCAGUUUUAACUAUUGUUCAGUUAUUUUCUCAAUACGACCUAUCAGUAUUCAGCCUCUAAAUUGUCAAUCGUAUUCUUUCUUCUAAGUAUGUGUUAAUUCUAUAAUCUUCAGUUUAUCUUUCUUUAUUAUCGUUCUACAACUUAGUUGCUUAGGCUUAAGUGUUCAGUUUUCCCUCUAUUUCUUUUUCUUCAGUCUCCAAGUAGUGCAGUGUUUGCUCAUGCCUGGACAAAGGUGGUUGGAGCAGCAUCAUGUUAGUGAGCGGCAAACUGGGGUGACUCCUGGAUCAAUGCCAAGACACAGGCUGAAUGCUAUCAUUAUCUUCUUGAUGCUGCCGUCAAGAUGUAUCAGUUAGGGAUUGAUUGGACGACUCCUGAGCAUGGUCCAAUAAACAGCGCCAAAAGAUUGUGUACUGUUAUAAGUCCUGAUGUUCCUAAUGGAGCUCAUGCAGCCAAAUCAUCAAAGCAUUGUGUUGUACUUGACAUCGAAGGAACAACAACUCCAAUAUCAUUUGUGACUGAUGUUAUGUUUCCUUAUGCUCGUGAUAAUGUGCGGAAGCAUCUGAUUUCUACAUACGAUUCUGAAGAAACCAAAGAAGACAUCGAAUUGUUGCGCAUCCAAGUUGAAGAAGACCUGAGAAACGGAGUUGUUGGGGCUGUUCCAGUUGCACCCAGUGAUGCUAGCAAAGAAGAGGUUAUUAAUUCGUUAGUCACUAAUGUUGAGUCCAUGAUCAAAGCAGACCGGAAGAUUACAUCAUUGAAACAACUUCAGGGUCAUAUAUGGAGGACUGGAUUUGAAAGCAAAGAACUGCACGGAGUUGUUUUUUAGGAUGUUCCCGGGGCGCUGAAGGAUUGGCAAUCUCACGGUGUGAAGGUUUACAUAUACUCAAGUGGCAGUAGAGAGGCACAAAGGCUACUAUUUGGCCACUCAUCCCAUGGUGAUCUACGACAAUACUUGUGUGGUUUUUUUGACACCACAACAGG